GACCGCGGCUCUAAAGAACCGACCGUGCGACGCGAUGCGAGCUCCCGCACACAGAGACGAUCAGGCUAACUGCGGGCGGCCGCCGGCUCUAAACGCUGGGGGAUGGCAGCGGAUGGUCGCGGGCCCUAACCGCCAGCACCGCGCGCCACGACGGAAGUCCAACCCCCUCACCCCGCGGCCAGCUCCCAUUGGCCGGCCCUGGUGCGGGGCCGCUCACCGAUUUGUCCGCGGUCCCGUCAAUCAGACGAAGGCGGGAGGGUCGGUGUCCCCGCGGGACCCGGAUGGUUUCCCCAGCUAAUAAAAUGCAAAUAUUACAACAGUAUCUCUGACCCUUGGUGUACUAGUUACUGAGGCAACUUACUCGUAAAAAUUGUUGUGGGAUGCUCCAAUUUAUCAAGUCAAAGCCAAACGUUAAAUAGUGGGCUGCCAUGUCCCACCUCCAUCAUGUUGAAAUGGCACAAGGAGAGCAAAAUCUCAUCAGUGACACAUCUGAUGGUACAGACUAUUUGUCAGUCCCUCCUCCUCCUCCCCCCCUCCCUCCACCCUUUCUGUCCCCUCCUUCUGAACCAUCACAAAAUAAAUUAUACCAGAUUUUUGCUCAAGACCGAUUACCAGUAACUGGAGACUGGGAGGAGGUGAAGUUGCUGGUCCAGAGCAGGCCUAACAGCUUCAACAAAGAUUUGCAAUGGCUCCUUAUUAAUAAAUAUGUACCCUCGCUGAUCCAGGAUGGUCCACAGUGUGGACUGGUGGCUCUAUGGAUGGCCGGACAUUUGCUGAACAUGUGUGAGGUGCAGGGUCUGCAGGAGAUAGUGGACUGUGCGAAGGCCAGAGGGUAUACUGUUCAGGGAGAGAUGUUUUCAGGUGCAAACAUGGUGAAACUGGCCGAGGAAGUUUUCCAAUGUCAUGCUGAACUCCUCAAUAAUGGCUUAAUGGGAACUAACAAAGCCAGAAUAAUGCAGCAUCUCUUUGCUGGUUAUCCUGUAUUAGUACCGUAUGAUGAAGACUUCAAUCAUGAGCCCUGUCUGCGCAAAGGGCAUAAAGCUCACUGGGCAGUAAUUUCAGGAGCAUUGCUGGGACUGAAGUACAAACCUUUAAAAGACUUCUCUGAGGAAGAUUCUGCUAUUCCUGGGCUGUUUUAUCAACGAGUGAAUGUGCCUGGAGCUCAUUACCCUGAGGAUACCGUUGCUGAGAUUUACUUGGUGGCCAAGCAGGGAAAGAGUCUGAAGUAUCAGUUGUGGCCAUUCGACCAAGUGCAUAACAGUAAUGUGCAGCUAAGAGAGUUUAGCCCAAAGCGAGAGUGUGAUGGGACUGUCUAUGUUAUCCCUGAUGGUGGUGUGGAGUCAGGACUAUGUGGAGUGGUGAUUCUCCUACAACCAUUGCCCCAGGAUCAAAACCAAAGCUUGUGAAAGAACUUUUAAUUUAAACAGUAUCUUUCAGGGUACCUCAAGAUGCUUAUUCAUAAAGCAGAAUAUCUUGCAAUAAUUGUAACAUAAGAACUGUGAAAACCACUUUAUUUGCACUUUGCAGGAGUGUGCAAACAAAAUGCUCAGUUUUGCAUUAGAGUAUCAGCCAGCCUUGAUCAUGCAAGUGGACCUGGCUAAUCACUGCUGAUUUAACUGGCUACAUUGCAGAAGAGUUAGACAUUUAAUAUUUAACACAUACUUGGUAGAAAAUGCAACAGAGUGUUGGAUACAAAGGAGAUUGUGCCAAUUAUUUGAUGUCAAACUAUGCAGGUGCAGCAUGAUAUUGGUGCCUUUGGACCAGCUGAAAGCCAAUUAUGCAAAUAAAAUGUAAUAAGGCAACAAGGUUUCAAUGGUUUACCC
Messenger RNA from Stegostoma tigrinum, 1823 nucleotides. RefSeq names its product actin maturation protease (gene actmap). The record is from RefSeq and is a predicted model, not a curated record. The coding region runs from base 429 to 1406 and encodes 325 amino acids. The transcript is spliced from 7 exons. NCBI's taxonomy places the organism in Eukaryota, Metazoa, Chordata, Chondrichthyes, Orectolobiformes, Stegostomatidae.